AUGACGCUACAGACUAUCAGGCGAUUAGUUCUUGGCCAAACACGAUCGACUCCCAACUAUCCAAUAGACCCUACCGACACCAUACUGCCAGUCUUCUACUUCGAUGAUACGCCGCUCCUGCGUAACUAUGUACAAUGUUCAACGCUCAGGUUCAACGACGCGCUGGAUGCAACGAUGCUCAGCGAUUCUUUGUCUCGAGUGAUCACUCUUCUGGGAUGGAGGAAGCUUGGCGGACGUAUCCGAAUAAAUAGCAAAGAAAAACUCGAAAUUCACGUCCCGAAGACUUUUUCUUCGCAACGACCUGCUUUUGGGUUUCACCAGACCACCUUCGACGUUAACAUAGAUGAACACCCUGUAGCAUCCAAGCUCCCAAGACCAACUCGGGAGAAACUGUCUAUCCAAGAGCAGCUCCCUGAGUUUAACACUUUAGGAGUUCCACCAGGUACUCCGCUCUGUCUGGACGACUAUCUCAAGUCUGAUCACCCACAAUUAACACUUCAUAUUGUAUCUUUCACAGAUGCGACUCUGGUAUCGAUCUGUUGGCCUCAUAUCGCUGUUGAUGGGAUGAGUCUAGCUCAGCUUGGUCAUGCAUGGAGUCUUGCAGUUGCCGGACGUGUAUCAGAGAUUCCGCCCAUGCUGUCAGCGGAUGAUGAUCCCAUGGCCACCGCAGGACGCAAUUCUGCUUUCACAGAGGCACAUCCCCUGGAAAAACAGCGAAUUACAGGUUGGAGAACGUAUAUCUUUGCGUUUUACUACAUUCUGGAUCUAAUAUGGUGGCGAACCGUUGAAAGCAAAGUGCUUUUCCUACCAAAGACAGUUGUCAAAGAGCUACGCAGUCAAGCUACAUCAACCCUCAGAAAAGGACAUCCGGCUCCAUUCGUUCAAACCGCUCUGUCACCAUCGGGAACGCGUAUGAUCUCCGAGGCCAGUCUCACGAGGGAUGCAUUGGAUCUUUCCGGAAUACCGCCUCUGUUUGGAGACGUCAACCAGUUUACCAUCCAUUUUGCUAGUGUUAGAGCCAAUCUAGCAGAAUCACUGGACUUUAGCCCAGCCAUGAAGAGCAGUUUCCGAUCAAGCGAACAUAACGAACCAGUCAAGGAUGUCUGGGCAGCCUCUCCAGGUCAUCCUGUUUACUACCACAUCAAGUGUAUCAGUCCAAACAAUAUGCUCGCGAGGAAUUAUUCUCUAAUUAGCAAGACUUCAACUGGUGAUUAUUGGAUUAAUGGGAAUUAUCCACCCAAGGUGUGGAAGUUGAUGGAGUUAAUGCUUCAAAGGUUCAGUUUCGUUGGCGAUCAAUGA
Molecule: messenger RNA, 1299 nt
Organism: Fusarium venenatum
Lineage: Eukaryota; Fungi; Ascomycota; Sordariomycetes; Hypocreales; Nectriaceae
Source: RefSeq, a predicted model, not a curated record